This is a messenger RNA of Exaiptasia diaphana, 3776 nucleotides long. Its product is annotated as exonuclease 1. Bases 252 to 2279 code for a protein of 675 amino acids. The record is from RefSeq and is a predicted model, not a curated record. Gene Ontology annotation, cellular component: nucleus. The transcript is spliced from 13 exons. Gene Ontology annotation, biological process: mismatch repair; DNA recombination. NCBI's taxonomy places the organism in Eukaryota, Metazoa, Cnidaria, Anthozoa, Actiniaria, Aiptasiidae. Gene Ontology annotation, molecular function: metal ion binding; DNA binding; 5'-3' DNA exonuclease activity.
GCUGUUUAUUGCGUUUUUAUGUCCGUCUUUAUUUAAUAUUURGAAUUUUAACAUUCCUAGGACUCUUUAUCAUCGUGUAAUAGUGACAAGAAGCGUUUUAACGAAUUGGUUUAGGAGGUCAUUUGAAAAAAAAAACAUCAAUCAAGAAUUGCUGAAAGUCGGCGAAGUUUGGCUCCCAACAACAUAAGCUUACUUUAGCUUUGCCGAGGAUUCGUAUAAAUACUGAAAUACGAAAGCUUCUCUUCGACAAAAUGGGAAUCCAAGGUCUGCUGCCUCUUUUGAAACCAAUUCAAAAAGACGUACACCUAUCAAAGUUUUCUGGUCAAACCAUCGGUGUUGAUACUUAUUGCUGGCUCCAUAAAGGAGCAUAUGGCUGUGCCAUGGACAUAGUUGAAGGAAAGCAAACUAAAGUAUACCUUAACUAUGUUAUAAAAAGAUUAGAAAUGAUGUUAUACUAUAAUAUCAAGCCUUAUGUAGUACUUGAUGGUGGUCAUCUUCCAUCAAAAGCAAGUAAAGAAGCUGAGAGGAGAAAAACAAGGCAGGAGAACAAAGCCAAAGGAUUAGCCUUCCUCCGUGCUGGUAACAAAACUCAGGCCUGUGAAUGCUUUCAGAAAUGUGUGGAUGUAACCCCUGAAAUGGCACUUGAAGUUAUCAAGGUUUGCAGAGAAAGAAACAUUGAUUAUUUAGUGGCACCAUAUGAAGCAGAUUCUCAAUUGGCCUACCUAAUGAAAACUGGAAUAACACAAGCAGUUAUAUCUGAAGACUCUGACCUUUUAGUGUAUGGAUGCAAGAAGGUUAUAUUCAAAAUGGAUGAAUUUGGUGAUGGAACUCUCAUUGACUUGGAUGACCUUCCUAAACUGAAGGACCUAAAAAUGCAUGAAUUUACCUUGGAAAGGUUUCGACACAUGUGUAUUCUUUCUGGAUGUGAUUAUCUACCAUCAAUUAAAGGAAUUGGUCUUAAGACAGCAAACAAACUUGUUAGAAAACAUUCCACUAUUACAAAGCUUGUAAGAAAUAUUAGGCUAGAGAAUAAGCUUAAAGUGCCAGACAACUAUGAGAAGAACUUUCAACAAGCUGAUGAGACAUUCUUAUAUCAAAUGGUGUUUGAUCCAAUUAGCCAGUCUGUUGUACCACUUACACCACUGCCUGAUGGUGUUUUACCUGGACAGUUAAACUUUGCUGGAUCAUUAAUUCCUAAGGAAAAUGCUUUGGCAAUUGCAUUAGGAAAUGUCAACCCAAUAACCAAUGAAAUAAUGGAUGACUAUGAUCCACUUAUCAAUAAGAUUGAUAAAUCUGAAAUCAAGAUAGAUAUGUCAGCAUGUUCUAAUAAUAGCAGUUGUCAACAGUCCCUGACACCUUCCACAGCCAAUACACACAAUGGCGAAGACCCUACAACAGGCUGCCGACGUUUCUUAUUGCCACCGUUAAAUCGGACAAGAUUAAAAGAAAAUGAUAAUGCAUCAGAAGAGAAAGACCUUAUUAAAAUGUAUACUUUCCUGAAGCAAAAGAAACCUGCAAUCUCAACAGAACGCAAACAAAGCUGUUGCCAUUCACGAAAACAAAGGCUGAAGAAUCCUUUUCGCUUGAAAAGCAAGAACAUGGCACCAGGACGACUUAGCAGUUAUUUUGUAAAUAUGAAUUCCACCCCGGAGAAUGUCAGUAAAAGUAUUUUCUCGGACUUACCUUCCCUGGCUGAGGUUUGCAUCCCACUUCCAUCCUAUGAAGAGGAAGAACUUCAAAAAGAAAACAGUCAAAUAGACACGUUCAAUGUUACUCGUACAAGUCCGGGAAAGAUAUUUCCGAGUGCUUUACAAAUUGACUACGAAGACAGUCGAUUACAAAAUGGACGUCAUAAAGAUGUUAGGGCAACGCCCAAUGGCUACAACGAGAGUACUAUUCCUGUGGCCAACAAGCCUUUAAGGGUAUUAAAUGUAACUAGCCCUAACCCAUCUUCUACGGCUACGCCCUUAAGGUCUUUAAAUAAGUUUGUCUACAAACCGAAGAUCAAAAGCAAUGAUAAAGUUACAACAAAACAAGAUAGUGCGGUUACUGAUAGUGGCUGUUUAUCGGACAAUGAAACAGAAGCACCACCUGAUGGGAUUGUCAAGAAGCACAUCCAAUGGAAGCCCAUAUCAUCUAUAGGAUGCGCCGGAUUUAGUCGUUGUAAACAGGUUGGACUUAGCAAGAGAAAAUCGAAAACGAGAAAUGGCAAUGACUGUACUACGCUGUUUAAUUAUUUUGAAUAUACCAAGGCUAAGAAACCAAGAUUGGAUGCUUAAAAAUCUCAACAUACAUGGACAAGAACCUUAGUAUAGUUUUAUGACGCAAGAUUUUCAGACCCCAUUUACACCAUUGAUAUUUUUUAAUAUGGUGUUUUUUCCGCCGUUUUCAAGAAACUAUCGCUUCCGUUAGUCUCGUUUAUAAAUUCAUAAACACACUGAUAAGCUACAUAAACGACAGUAUGCCCUCUGUUUAUGCUCUCUGGUUCUGAGAUUAAAGAAAUAAUAGGUUAUUUGCACAAUGACGUCAUUUAGCUACAACUGCCAAGAUUCUCURUGCUUCAUUUUCCUUCUCUAUAGUGGAGCUAGCCAAGCAGUUCUUUAAUUUUUGUUCUUGAAUUUUAUUCCCUGUGGCAAAACACUAUCGAUUGACACUCAGGUUGYAAACUGGCUAUAAGUUAUAUACAACCCCGCAAGCAUUAAAGUACAGCGAAAUAUCCUCUAAAUUAUCUUUCUACUGUGUGUCACCAGAGCUUGUUUCUUUUAGGUUUUUUGCAUAUUUYGUCUGAUAGUCGUUCUCGUCAGUACAAAAUACGUUAUUAUAGUCUUUGAACUGAAAACUAAGAUUGCUUUCUUCGUUAAUAUAUUGUUUGUCUCCAUGGGAACGGUAUGAAUUUAUGAUUUUCAUGUAUGACAUCUGUCAGACGUUUUCCUUCAAAAUGGCAAUCGAAUGGAAAAAGAAACUUGCUGUAUUUCUGGUCAUAAGUGGGAUAGUUUUGAUUUUGAUUGGUGUUUUUGUUGGUCGAAGGAUUAUACAAAGCGUUCAUGACAAUGUUGCCAAGAAAAACUGCGUUACAAGCAAAACUGAUGAAAGCUUCCGACAGUGGGUAUGUCCAAAAGUGACCAGCUUGUACAUGUAAAAUAGUAAUAAUAAGUCUCCAUAACUUAAYAGUAAUAUUGAUAAACCUGUGGCCCUGGACGAUUCAAACCGUCGUAUUGCUAAAUUGAUAUUCAUUUUGUAAUUAUCGGACAGAAGAGAACUGUCUUCUAUCGAGAGACUCGAUAGCCAUCGGAAACGUUAUACCAAAUCCAACCGCUUUUUAAGURAAUCAAUAAUUUUCAAAAUUUAUAAAAUAUGAAAUACAUGAAAAGCAAACUACUCCAUGUAAAACUAACUAAAAACAGCCGAACAAAGUGUUAACUGUAACCCGUUUCAUUAUCGGCGGUCUGCAUGCAGGAGGCUCUUAUAUGGCUACAGCUGAACAGGUUCAUUUUGAGCUCUAUCAGCAUAAGUACUAGUUCUACAAGGAUGAAGAGUGAUGUUCGUCGAUAUUUGUUUCGUCUUYACYCAGACGACAACCAAUCGGGUAUGAUACAGUAAAAGUACAUCGGCUUGUACGGUACAGAAAUGGAUUUUAAUUAUAAACUGAGAUUGUACGGWACAGAGAGAAAAGGAUUUCGAUUAUAAACUGAGAGAAAAGAAGGCCGAUUUGUUCAUUGUUAGUAAAAGAGUAGAGUUUCAAGUGAAAUUAAUAAAACAUCGGCUUAGUUCUUUGA